AUGGCUGCCCAUCCCAAGCUUGCUGCUGCCUUGUGCUGCCUCCUGGUCGUCGCCUCGCUCCCGCUGCUCGCCAUCGCCGACUGCGACUGUGAGGCCUCCGCCGAUGAAGAAAAUGACAAGUCGAGGGCGUUGACGCUCAAGAUCGUCGCCAUCUUCUGCAUCCUCGUCGCGAGCUCCGUCGGCUGCGCGAUCCCAUCUCUCGGCCGGAGGUUCCCGGCUCUCCGCCCGGACACCGACCUCUUCUUCGCCAUCAAGGCCUUCGCCGCGGGGGUCAUCCUGGCCACGGCCUUCGUGCACAUCCUCCCGGACGCCUUCGACAAGCUCGGCUCGCCUUGCCUCGUCGACGGGCCGUGGCAAAAGUUCCCGUUCACGGGCCUCAUCGCUAUGCUGGCCGCCAUCGCCACGCUUGUCGUCGACACCAUCGCGACGGGCUACUUCCAGCGCGCGCAGGCGGCCAAGACCGCGGCGGUCGUCGGGGACGUGGAGACUUCGGGCGGCCACGCGCACGGUGGGCGUGGGCAGAAUGACCACGGCCAUGCGCACGGCAUGUCGUCUGUGGUUGCGGCGGCGGCGACGUCCAACGGCGACGACAGCGGGCAGCUCAUACGCCAUCGCGUCAUCUCUCAGGUGCUGGAGCUGGGGAUCAUAGUGCACUCGGUGAUCAUCGGGAUGUCUAUAGGCGCAUCUGAGAGUCCCAGCACGAUCAGACCACUGGUGGCCGCGUUGACGUUUCACCAGUUCUUUGAAGGAUUAGGGCUUGGUGGGUGCAUUGUUCAGGCCAAAUUCCGUCUAAAAUCAGUGCUGAUGAUGACGCUAUUCUUCUCACUUACCACGCCGAUUGGAGUCGUGAUCGGCAUUGGGAUCUCCUCUGCUUACAACGAGAAUAGCCCUAAGGCCCUGAUCAUCGAAGGAGUGCUCGAUGCUGCAGCCGCGGGAAUCCUGAACUAUAUGGCCCUUGUCGACCUUCUAGCCCAAGACUUCAUGAACCCUAGGGUGCAGAACAAUGGAAGGCUGCAGGUCAUCAUCAACAUCUCGCUGCUUGUAGGGAUAGCCCUGAUGUCUAUGCUUGCUAUAUGGGCAUGA
This is a messenger RNA of Miscanthus lutarioriparius, 1083 nucleotides long. The record is from the annotation of a GenBank genome assembly. NCBI's taxonomy places the organism in Eukaryota, Viridiplantae, Streptophyta, Magnoliopsida, Poales, Poaceae.